Amphimedon queenslandica is the source of this 1195-nucleotide messenger RNA. Its product is annotated as cathepsin L1-like. NCBI's taxonomy places the organism in Eukaryota, Metazoa, Porifera, Demospongiae, Haplosclerida, Niphatidae. The coding region runs from base 39 to 1052 and encodes 337 amino acids. Gene Ontology annotation, biological process: proteolysis. The transcript is spliced from 7 exons. The record is from RefSeq and is a predicted model, not a curated record. Gene Ontology annotation, molecular function: cysteine-type peptidase activity.
GGCUACUGAGUCAGUAAAAAACCCGGAGUAAAGUUAAAAUGAGUCUUCAUCUUGUGCUACUGCUCUUGUCUGCAAUACUUCAUCAAUGUGCCCUUGCUGCUCCUUUCCAUGAAGAAUGGCUACUCUGGAAGGAAAAGCAUGGUAAGGUUUACCCUCACGGAGAAGAGGAAAGCAAGAGACUUAAUAUCUGGCUGGAGAACAAGAACUACAUUGAAGAGCAUAAUCAGAAAGCACAUGUUCAUGGUUUCACUUUAAAGAUGAAUCACUUUGGAGACUUGACAAUUGAGGAAUAUCGCCAGUCACGCUAUGCUACUUGCUAUCAUUCACCGGAUGAUGAUAUUCUCUCUUUGCCCCAUAAUGCCACUGUGAAAAUGUACAGUAGACCUGAUGAUCCUAAUCUGCCCGAGGAAGUUGACUGGAGGACAAAGAAUGCUGUUACUGGUGUUAAAGAUCAGGGUCAGUGUGGUAGCUGCUAUGCUUUCAGUGCCGUCGGUGCUUUAGAAGGCGCUCAAGCACUUGCUCAUGAUAAAUUAGUACAUCUAAGUGAACAAAAUAUAGUAGACUGCUCAAUUCCUUAUGGUAACAAAGGAUGCAACGGUGGAAAUAUGUACGAGUCAUUUCGCUAUAUUAUAGACAAUGAUGGAAUUGAUAGAGAAGACGGUUACAAGUACACUGGAAGACAAGGGCAGUGUAAAUUUGAUCGUAAGGCAAUAGGAGGAAGACAAGUAGGAAUCAUUCAUAUUCCAACUGGAAGUGAAGCAGAACUCCAGUCAGCUUUAGCUACCGCUGGCCCUGUUUCUGUUGCCAUUGAUGGAAGCUCUAAUGCAUUUAGAUUUUAUGAGAAAGGAGUCUUUGAUGAACCCAAUUGCUCUACCACUAAGCUGACUCAUGCUGGACUCAUCAUUGGCUAUGGAAAAAAGAAAGGGAAGCCAUAUUGGCUUGUUAAGAACAGCUGGGGUCCACACUGGGGGAUGAAAGGGUACAUAAUGAUGGCAAGAAACAAGGCAAAUCAGUGCGGGAUUGCUACAGCUGCUUCUUUUCCAACACUCUAAUGACAUUAAACAUUAACACGCAUGACAUAUACAAGCAUGCAAAUGUACAGUGUUAUAAUGUAUAAUAGAUCUACAUUGAAAUGUGAAUAAAAUAAUUGAUUGACCUAGCACAGGACUUGUUAUUUAACAGUAUCAUAUGACAU